AUGGUAGAGCUUUCGACUCCAGUUAAAUCCUGGAAUUUUCUGAGGAAACAAAAUUGCAAUCGAAGGGUUGCAGGUUCAAUUCCUGUCCGUUUCAUUUUUAAUUUUUUUAUUUCAUCUACUUCGGACAGGGUGGAAAUGGUAAACCACACGCAAGCCUUUACUAACUCUACUAGUAUGGAUAUUUACACAGGAUACUUUUGGGUAAUUUGUCUGUACAGCUCAAUUUUAUUUACAAAAUGA
Messenger RNA from Kluyveromyces lactis, 240 nucleotides. RefSeq lists its product as uncharacterized. The transcript has a single exon. Lineage: Eukaryota; Fungi; Ascomycota; Saccharomycetes; Saccharomycetales; Saccharomycetaceae. The record is from RefSeq and is a predicted model, not a curated record. The coding region runs from base 1 to 240 and encodes 79 amino acids.